CAGGGAGUGAACGAGAGAGGGAGGAGCUAAGAUCUGUUUCUUUUCAGAGGAAGUGAACCUGUUCUUCAGUCUCUGGCAGCAGCUGAAAUGGCGCAGCAAGAAAAUCAACUGGACAGAGAAAGAUUCUCCUGUUCGAUCUGUCUGGAUCUACUUAAGGAUCCGGUGACUACUGGCUGUGGACACAGCUACUGUAAGAGCUGUAUUAACACCCACUGGGACAAUGGGGAGGAGAGAGGAAGCUACAGCUGUCCUCAGUGUAGACAGACCUUCACACCGAGGCCUGUCCUGGGGAAAAACACCAUGUUAGCUGAUUUAGUGGAGGAGCUGAAGAAGACUGGACUCCAAGCUGCUCCUGCUGAUCACUGCUAUGCUGGACCUGAAGAUGUGGCCUGUGAUGUCUGCACUGGGAGAAAACUGAAAGCUCUCAAGUCCUGUUUGGAUUGUUUGGCCUCUUAUUGUGAAAAACACCUCCAGCCUCAUCUUCAGUCAGCUCCAUUGAAGAAGCAAAAGCUGGUGGAGCCCUCGGAGAAGCUCCAGGAGAACAUCUGCUCUCGUCACGAUGAGGUGAUGAAGAUGUUCUGCCGCACUGAUCAGCAGUGUAUCUGUUAUCUCUGCUCUGUGGAGGAACAUAAAGACCACGACACAGUGUCAGCUGCAGCAGAAAGGACUGAGAGGCAGAGAGAGCUCUGGCUGAGGAGACUAACAAUCCAGCAGAGAGUCAAGUACAGAGAGAAAGACGUGAAGCUGCUUCAACAGGAGGAGGAGGCCCUCAAUGGCUCUGCUGAUAAAGCAGUGAAGGACAGUGGGAAGAUCUUCACUGAGAUGAUCCGUCUGCUGAAGAAAAGAAGCUCUGAUGUGAAGCAGCAGAUCAGAUCCCAGCAGCAAACUGAAGUGAGUCGAGUCAGAGAGCUUCAGGAGAGACUGGAGCAGGAGAUCACUGAGCUGAAGAGGAGAGACCAGGAACUGAAGCAGCUCUCAGACACAGAGGAUCACAACCAGUUUCUACACAACUACCCCUCACUGUCACCACUCAGUGGACCUACACACUCAUACAGCAUCAGGAUCCAUCCUCUGAGGAACUUUGAGGACGUGACAGCAGCUGUGUCCCAGGUCAGAGGUCGACUACAGGACAUUCUGAGAGAGACAGAGACAGAGAUUUUACAGAUUGUGUCUCAAGUGGAUGUUUUACUGCCACAACCAGAGCCAGAGACCAGAGCUGACUUCUUAAAAUAUUCACAGGAAAUCACACUGGAUCCAAACACAGCAAACGGACAUAUGUCAUUAUCUGAGGGAAACAGGAAAGUAACGUGUAAAUAUACUGUUUAUUUUGAUCACCCAGACAGAUUCACUGAUAGGCCUCAGGUCCUGAGUAGAGAGAGUCUGACUGGACGUUGUUACUGGGAGGUGGAUGUGAAGCUGGGGUUGGCGUCGGGAAUAAGAGGAGGAGGAGUUGAAGUAGCAGUCGCAUACAAGAAUAUCAAAAGAGAAGGAUACUCAAAUAAAUGUUUAUUUGGAUUCAAUGAUAUAUCUUGGUCAUUUGCUGCUUAUGGAACUUGUUAUAGCUUUUAUUACAACAGCCUCAUGACUCCAGUGUCAGGUCCUGUGUCCUCCAGAGUAGGAGUGUACCUGGAUCACAGAGCAGGUGUUCUGUCCUUCUACAGCGUCACUGACACCAUGACUCUCCUCCGCAGAGUCCAGACCACAUUCACUCAGCCUCUCUAUGUUGGAGUUAGGCUUUGUAUUGGUGAAGACACACUUGAGUUCUGUAAACUCAAAACGACUCGUUUUAAAAGCAGUGUUUUAGAUUUUGUGUUUAAAUCUUUAACUUCUUUUGUCUCCAUGUUUGUUGAUCAAAGGUCCACUGGAGAGUGUCCUGAUCGAGUCCCUGAGGAACCAGUGAACAACAAGCUGGGAACUGUGGAAGAUGAGUCACUGCAGGGAGUGAACGAGAGGGGGAGGAGCAGAGAUCUGUUUCUGUUCAGUGGAAGUGAAACUGUUCUUCAGUCUCUGGCAGCAGCUGAAAUGGCGCAGCAAGAAAAUUAUCUGGACAGAGAAAGAUUCUGUUGUCCGAUCUGUCUGGAUCUACUGAAGGAUCCGGUGACUACUGGCUGUGGACACAGCUUCUGUAAGAGCUGUAUUAACACCCACUGGGACAAAGGGGAGGAGAGAGGAAGCUACAGCUGUCCUCAGUGUAGACAGACCUUCACACCGAGGCCUGUCCUGGUGAAAAGCACCAUGUUAGCUGAUUUAGUGGAGGAGCUGAAGAAGACUGGACUCCAAGCUGCAGCAGAAAGGACUGAGAGGCAGAGAGAGCUCGGGCUGAGGAGACAAACCAUCCAGCAGAGAGUCCAGGACACAGAGAAAGACGUGAAGCUGCUUCAACAGGAGGAGAAGGUUGUCAAUGGCUCUGCUGAUAAAGCAGUGGAGGAGAGUGAGAAGAUCUUCACUGAGAUGAUCCGUCUGCUGGAGAAAAGAAGCUCUGAUGUGAAGCAGCAGAUCAGAUCCCAGCAGGAAACUGAAGUGAGUCGAGUCAGAGAGCUUCAGGAGAGACUGGAGCAGGAGAUCACUGAGCUGAAGAGGAAAGACCAGGAACUGAAGCAGCUCUCAGACACAGAGGACCACAACCAGUUUCUACACAACUACCCCUCACUGUCACCACUCAGUGGAUCUACACACUCAUCCAGCUUCAGGAUCCGUCCUCUGAGGAACUUUGAGGACGUGACAGCAGCUGUGUCCCAGGUCAGAGGUCUACUACAGGACAUUCUGAGUGAGACAGAGACACAGAUUUUACAGAUUGUGUCUCAAGUGGAUGUUUUACUGCCACAACCAGAACCAGAGACCAGAGCUGACUUCUUAAAAUAUUCACAGGAAAUCAAACUGGAUCCAAACACAGUAAACAGACAGCUGUUAUUAUCUGAGGGAAACAGAAAAGUAACGUGGAUGAGUAGACAACAGUCUUAUUGUAAUCACCCAGACAGAUUCACUGGUUGUUGUCAGGUCCUGAGUAGAGAGAAUCUGACUGGACGUUGUUACUGGGAGGUGGAGAUGAAGGUGGGAGUGGGAGCAGUUCGUGUAGCAGUCACAUACAAGAAUAUCAGCAGAGCAGGAAGCAUAGAUGAAUGUAGAUUUGGAUUCAAUGAUAAAUCUUGGAUGUUAUAUUCUGACGGAAACAGUUAUAGCUUUUAUUACAACAGCCUCAUGACUCCAGUGUCAGGUCCUGUGUCCUCCAGAGUAGGAGUGUACCUGGAUCACAGUGCAGGUGUUCUGUCCUUCUACAGAGUCUCUGACACCAUGACUCUCCUCCACAGAGUCCAGACCACAUUCACUCAGCCUCUCUAUGCUGGAGUUAGGGUUAGUCAUGGAUCCAUAGCUGAGUUCUGUAAACUCAAAUAGACUCGAGUCAUUAAAAGCAGUGUUUUAGAUUGUGUGUGUAAAUCUUUAACUUCUUUUGUCUCCAUGUUUGUUGAUCAAAGUUCGUUGUGGUGACGUUUCUGCUCCGCACAGAGAUCAGCUGUCAAUCAAACACUGACCUCCUUUAUCACACAUAUUUAAUCUCACUUUGUAAAGACAGAAAUCUAUAGUUACACUGACAUGAAUGUGUUUGAAAGAACUGAUGUUGCUGUUGUUUUCUGAAUCAAAGUAGAAAUCAGGUUGUGAUGAUUUAGAACCUGUGUUGAUCCUGAUCCUCAUCAAUGAGCUGAUUCUUUGUUCUUUUCUUUUCCACAUGUGUUAUGGGAUGUUUGGUCACAUUGUUAAUGUGGAACCUGGUUUGUUUUCAUCACGGCUCAUCUCUGUAAAGUGUGAAUCCACUCGUCCUCAUUGUAUUUACAUAUUUAGUGAACGUGCAUAUUGAUCUGCUGCUGAGUGGGUUUCUGUUCUUUUUGAUUUUCCUGAUCUGAACCAGCAGGUCCACUGGAGAGUGUCCUGAUCGAGUCCCUGAGGGUUUGUUCUGCAGCUCUCAUCACAUGUGUUUCUUAUACAUGUCUAUAUACAUUUAAAUCUCUUAUAUAUGUAUAAAACAAUGAAAAUCUAAUGUGUGAAGAAGCUGAAAGUUGAAAUAAAGAAUAAAUCCAGUCA
Messenger RNA from Pleuronectes platessa (European plaice), 4077 nucleotides. RefSeq lists its product as uncharacterized. The coding region runs from base 88 to 3393 and encodes 1101 amino acids. The transcript has 3 exons. NCBI's taxonomy places the organism in Eukaryota, Metazoa, Chordata, Actinopteri, Pleuronectiformes, Pleuronectidae. The record is from RefSeq and is a predicted model, not a curated record. Gene Ontology annotation, molecular function: protein binding; zinc ion binding.